Molecule: messenger RNA, 1524 nt
Organism: Acaulospora morrowiae
Lineage: Eukaryota; Fungi; Glomeromycota; Glomeromycetes; Diversisporales; Acaulosporaceae
Source: the annotation of a GenBank genome assembly
AUGAAGAAAUACAUUAUCCUUCUCUCAGCGAGCCUCUUGGCCAUAUCCACCUUUGCCUCGGCUGACAUAUAUUUAAAAGAAACAUUUUCCGACGACGAUUGGACAAAGCGUUGGGUUUAUUCCAAACAUCGCGACGACCUCGGUAAAUUCGAAUUGUCAGCGGGUCAGUUUUAUGCACACGAGGUAGAAUCUCGCGGCCUCAAAACCUCUGAAGACGCAAGAUUUUAUGCAAUAUCUACGAAACUGGAUAAGGUGCUCGAUAAUUCCGACAAGGAUUUAGUUGUUCAAUUUUCGGUUAAGCACGAGCAGAACAUCGAUUGCGGUGGUGGAUAUGUCAAGCUUUUGCCGCCAGAGUUCGAUCCUUUAUCUUUCAAAGGAGAAUCACCAUACAACAUUAUGUUUGGGCCUGAUAUUUGUGGUAGUACUCGAAAAGUUCACGUGAUUUUAGGCCAUAAAGGGGAAAACAAACAGGUCAAGAAGGAAAUUUCAGCACCUUCAGACCAAUUGACCCAUUUGUACACCUUGGUACUAAAAUCGAACCAUACAUAUACAGUUUUUGUUGAUAACAAAGAAGAAUUAUCCGGAACAAUAGAGGAUGACUUUGAUCUUCUUCCUCCUAAGGAAAUCAAAGAUCCCGACGCAAAAAAACCCGAGGAUUGGGUUGAUUUAGUCGAAAUUCCAGAUCCUGAUGACGUCAAACCUACAGAUUGGGUGGACGGACCAGAGACCAUACCCGAUCCUGAAGCCAAGAAGCCAGAUGACUGGGAUGAUGAUAUGGAUGGAGAUUGGGAACCACCGCAGAUCGCUAAUCCCGACUACAAAGGCGAAUGGAAGCAAAAGUUAAUUCCCAAUCCUGAGUAUAAGGGUCCAUGGUCCGCUCCCUUGAUUCCAAACCCUGAAUACAAAGAGGAACCUUCACUUCAUGCCUAUAAGUCAGCUUAUAUCGGAUUCGAUUUGUGGCAAGUGAAGUCUGGCACGAUCUUUGACAACAUCCUAAUCACCGAUGACGUUGAAUUUGCUAAGGAAUUUGCCGAAGAAACCUUUGUCAAGUUCCGCGAAACAGAAAAAGAGGCAAAGCGAAAAUUGGACAAGACAGACGAGGAUACUGAUGGUAGUGAGUCAAAGGAUAAAGAAGAAGACGAAGACGAUAUAAUUGAUAUGGAAGUGAAAGUUGGCGACGAUGGAAAAGUUGUCGUCUCGGAACCAGACCCAAGCUUUGAUCUCAAAGACGACGACAAGCCGAAACCUGAUGAUGUCCCACCAGUGGUUGAACAAAUUCAGGAUGAUCUUGAGAUUGACAUCAAAGAGGAUAAGAAGGUUGAAGAAACUUCAAAAACAGUAUCCGAGUCUACUGACUCAUCUUCGGUCUCCGAGGAAUCCGCUACAACAUCUAGUUCUAAACCAACAGAGAAGGAGACCACAACGUCACUUUCUUCACCGGUAAAACAAGAGAGAGACGAAUUUGAUGACUUAUUCGAAGAAUUUGAACAAGAAUUGAGCUCGCCGAAGAGGGAUGAACUAUAA